UUUGUACUACCAUGCGUGAUUUUGUACUGCAUUUACAUUAUCUUUGCAGUCAACACAAAGUCUCAUCUCGAAAACGCAAACUCCAAUCCAAAAAGUUCUGAUAGAUCGAUGGCGAGUAGAAGAAGAACACCGUCCGCUUCCAAACGUUCGGCAUCGGAUGAUUCAGACAAGACCAAACACGCUAAACCUCCCUCGUGCUCUCGUCCGGACCGCGCCGACACGAGCACGAGGCCUCGUUGCAAAUGUUUUGACAUAUCCGAGUUAUUUUCGGCCGAUGGCGGCGCGAAGAAUUCGGCGUCAGAUGAUAAAUACGCAUCGCUCUCCGGCCGACAUUCUUGCCAUGUCGAAACAAAGUGUUCUUCAAUGGAGGGUCACGGCCGAUCUAUGAGGAGUUCAACUGGUUCCGAGCUUACAAAAACAUCAUCCAAUAAAAGGCGGAUCAAAUGGACUUCUGAUCUUCAUGACAAGUUUGUGGAAUGUGUGAACCAACUCGGUGGUCCGACAAAAGCGACACCCAAGGCAAUUCUAGAGCUUAUGGAAGUCGACGAGUUAUCCAUCUUCCAUGUCAAGAGCCAUCUACAGGCAUUGAAAUAUCGAUCAGUGUCGGUCCAAGCUCGAGAUCAUGUACAAGUGAACAUUGAUGAAGGCUAUAUCCAUCAUAACGAUUCAUGGAUCAAGGAGUUAAUGCGAUUGCAAGAUGGAGUGAUAGAACAUCUCCAAGAACAUUUGCAGAUACAAACAAGUUUGCAGUUGAUGGUGGAAGAACAAAAUAAGCUAUUCCAACAAAUAAUUGACCAUAGUUCGAGAUCAAAGAGGUAAUUUAAGAUUAAUCUGCUUUUAUUAACUUAUAUGGAUAUGAAAUCAUCUCAUGAUCAUUAUUGUUAAAAAAACACUAUGGUUAUUUGAAUUUAUG
Tarenaya hassleriana is the source of this 913-nucleotide messenger RNA. Its product is annotated as myb family transcription factor PHL5-like. Gene Ontology annotation, molecular function: DNA-binding transcription factor activity; DNA binding. The record is from RefSeq and is a predicted model, not a curated record. NCBI's taxonomy places the organism in Eukaryota, Viridiplantae, Streptophyta, Magnoliopsida, Brassicales, Cleomaceae. The transcript is spliced from 6 exons. Bases 109 to 819 code for a protein of 236 amino acids.